UUCUAGCACUACUAUAUUCCGCUGCAACCUUAAAGUAGAUCACCCACACAGUGGCUAAAGUACUUAGUCCAAGAUGCCAUCCUCCCGUUUACAUCUAGGUGGGCUUCUGACGAUCGUCCUUGCUGUCUCACCAGCGCUGUGUUACCUAUCUCACGAUAACGUCGUAAAUAUCACGCUAUACUACGAGGGACUCUGCUCCGGUUGCCACUUUUUCAUCCUGGACCAACUACACCCAACGUACGUCAAGCUGCAAGACAAUCUUAACGUUGACAUUUUGCCUUUCGGUAAUGCCAAAAUCAAGGUCGUCAACGGUACCGUCACAUUUGACUGCCAGCAUGGACCCGACGAGUGCUACAUCAAUGAAGUGCAGACGUGCGCUGUCAAGUAUGUCCACCCGACCCGCAAACUUCUAGAUUUCGUCGCCUGCAUGCUUAGCCAGGACAAGCCUACUGAAGCUGGAAAGCCUUGUGCCGAGAAGGUGGGUACUGACUGGGGCGUCUUGGACAGGUGCAGCAGUGGGCCUGAAGGUACGCAGCUUAUGUACGAGAUGGGAAAGAGGACGCGCGACCACAUGCCGCGGAUCGAGUACGUGCCGUGGAUAGAGGUGAACGGAGCGCACAACUUGACUAUUCAGGAGAAGGCUCAAGGACAACUCUUUGACUUCACCUGCGAGCUUCUCGAGCCAGAAGCUCCUAAGGUGUGCCAGAAGCCCGGCUCCUAUUAUUGCGCCGCAUGAUAGUUACUGAUAGAGUGACUAUGCGCAUCCAAGACGGUGAAACCGUUUCAUCUUGUACCAAGAUGCUGUGGAGGUGCAAGGCUGCAGUGAUUAUGUUGUGCAUGUUGCUGCUGGAAUAAAUCGAAAAGUGGAUUCAGUCAGUAAAAAAAUCGUGUUCCGUUCUUGAGCGCUCUAUGAGACCUGAGUAAAGAAAGGGGGGAACG
Rhipicephalus sanguineus (brown dog tick) is the source of this 939-nucleotide messenger RNA. Its product is annotated as gamma-interferon-inducible lysosomal thiol reductase. NCBI's taxonomy places the organism in Eukaryota, Metazoa, Arthropoda, Arachnida, Ixodida, Ixodidae. The coding region runs from base 74 to 736 and encodes 220 amino acids. The record is from RefSeq and is a predicted model, not a curated record. Gene Ontology annotation, molecular function: oxidoreductase activity, acting on a sulfur group of donors, disulfide as acceptor. The transcript has a single exon.